AUUACUUCUAUUGGCAAAGAGAAAAGAAUUUUUGUAAGAGUCAUAAUCACCAGAAGCGAUCGUAGAUAGAACAUUUACGAUGACUAGUGCAAUGAGCCUUCUCUGCCAGCUGUUGCUAUCCAUCCAUCCCAGACCAGAAAUAUACGUGCCAAGGAACACAGAUUGCCUAGCGUCAUCCACCAAAAUUUUCCUUCAACCUGACGCUUGCUUGACAUCCGCAUGUUCCGAAUCAGGUCUUUCAGAAGCUGCUGAAAAGCCAUUGGACAUAUAUCGUGUGCUGCCACUUUUCAAUGUCUCAUCAGAUUCUUACGUUUGUCUGACACCUGGAUGCGUUAAAGCAGCUGCCGAAAUCUCAGCUAAUUUAGAUGAGAAUGUGAGCCCAUGCGAUGACUUCUACCAAUUCGCCUGUGGUGGCUGGAUGGAUAGACAUUCAAUUCCUGACGAUAGUUCAUCAGUUAGCGCCCAUUCUAAACUUGUGAUCACGCUCAAUAAUAAACUCAGAUGUCUCCUCUUAAAAAUUUAUGGUUGUUUGUUUUACUCUUUCGCAUCGACAGAGGCCAAAACCUGUUCUGAAGCGUUCCUUCACAAGCUGAAGCACCCGUGCAUAUGA
Messenger RNA from Stegodyphus dumicola, 610 nucleotides. RefSeq names its product neprilysin-1-like. The record is from RefSeq and is a predicted model, not a curated record. Gene Ontology annotation, molecular function: metalloendopeptidase activity. Gene Ontology annotation, cellular component: plasma membrane. Gene Ontology annotation, biological process: protein processing. NCBI's taxonomy places the organism in Eukaryota, Metazoa, Arthropoda, Arachnida, Araneae, Eresidae.